AUGAGCAAAUUGGAUGAUCUGUUGGCCAAAAAGAAAACUGUGGUGCCUGUCUUGGAUCUGAGCCGCAGCAAUAUUCAGACAAUUGAGGAGUUCAAGCGGCUAAUGGAAAAGGUGCCCGACUACAAGAUGCGGCCCAUUAAAGUACGCGCUGAGGAGAUAAAGAUACGGGAAAAGGAUUACACCUUCAAAAUGCCCAAGAAGGAAAUGCGCAAGCUACUGAAAGCCAAUGGGGAGCGAGAGACGCUCUACACCUAUGCAGAUCCCAUGCCCGGCGAAAUGAAGGACGUUGUGCUCAUGGAGCUGUGCGCCGUGCCCAUUGACUGGAAAAUGCUGACCACGCUCAGGCCCAAGUCCAAGCAAGAGGAGGAGUACUUCAGUCGCAUGGUGGAAAUGGGCAAACUGGAGCUGAAGACCGAGGCACGCGACAGACGCGAAUUUGCACUCAACAACUGUAUCAGGAAGAUCAAAAACAAAUCGGGAAUUGUGGAAACGCGUCUCAUCACCUGUGAGCUAUGUGGCGAGGAAAUGUGCUGGGGCAAAUCCUGUGGCGACUUCAACUACGACUUAUACGUACGCGUGGAGGCCAAAGUGCUAAAGCCAAAGCCCUUGGCCAACUCGACUAAUAAGGCAAAGCUCAAUGGACGAAAGAAAUCAACUUUAGUGGGCACCAAAAUCAAAGUCAAGAAGUCGGCAAAUGUUAAGCAAAACUAG
Drosophila hydei is the source of this 711-nucleotide messenger RNA. RefSeq lists its product as uncharacterized. Bases 1 to 711 code for a protein of 236 amino acids. The transcript is spliced from 2 exons. NCBI's taxonomy places the organism in Eukaryota, Metazoa, Arthropoda, Insecta, Diptera, Drosophilidae. The record is from RefSeq and is a predicted model, not a curated record.